This is a messenger RNA of Tauraco erythrolophus (red-crested turaco), 1140 nucleotides long. RefSeq lists its product as uncharacterized. Lineage: Eukaryota; Metazoa; Chordata; Aves; Musophagiformes; Musophagidae. The record is from RefSeq and is a predicted model, not a curated record.
AUGGAUGUGAAGAUAGAUUGGGACUCUGAGAAUAACAUUUGGGACACAGAUGAGAAGCUCUCGAAUUAUUCCAGAAAGACCCCUGAGCAGGUGGGCCACACAUCCAGCCUCCAGAAGGAGGCAGAUGUGAAUUACUUGCAGACAUGCAGUCCCUGUUGUAACUCUUCUGGACCUUCAGGUAAGAAGGAGCUUUCUGCAGAGUUGAAGUGUGAAGACAAAGAAACCUAUGGGACCUGUUAUCAGAAACAAGGUGAGAGUACAGCUGGGGUAUUUGUCCCCUCCAGUACCAACUUGGACCUGCAGUGUGAAGAUAAAGAUUUAGAGCACGGUUCCUCUGCACAGUCCAAGAAACCAGGGAGAAUACUGCGUGACAGUAAUGAAAAUACAGUUCUUGCUGACAGGUUUGUUGAGGACCUGGAACCUCUCUCUGGGGAAUCUUUGCCAUAUCAGUGCGAGAAGUGUGGUUCCUCUUUCCAGGGUAUGAGCGAGCUGCAGGAACAUAAGCAAACUCACCUUGUGAAAAACUCAUACCGGUGUCCCACCUGUGCCAAAGAAUUCUUCCGCGCGGAAUAUUUGCGGAUGCACAAGCUCAUUCAUUCUAGUGACAGGCCGCACAGAUGUCCAGAGUGUGACAAGGGUUUCAUUCGCACGGCUGAUGUCUGGAGGCACCUACGCAGCGUGCACAAGCUAGAGCGCUCCAUGGUGAUCUUGGGAAGCGGCAUGGCCAGGAACCCGUGGUCGAUAGUGCGCCAACACACUGCUGAGGAUCAGCAAAAUUCCAAGGAAGUCGACUAUAAACCUUAUGCCUGUCCAACGUGUGGCAAAGAUUUCGGUAAGCGUAACCUGCUUUCCAAACACAAGGUGAUUCACCAGCAAGACAAGCCCUAUAAGUGUCAGGAGUGUGGCAUGGCCUUCAUCCAGCUGGCCAGGCUGAAAAGUCACCAGCAGACUCACUCUGGGGCGCACCCUUUCUGUUGCGAGGAGUGCGGAGGGGUGUUCACCCGGAUGGCAUCGCUCCGGCGCCAUCACCGCAUCCACACUGGAGAGAAGCCCUACUCUUGCAAUUACUGUGGUCAUUCCUUCACUGAGUCAGGUACCCUACGGAGGCAUGAGCGCACGCACAAAUCGGACAAGUCUUAA